Messenger RNA from Pezoporus occidentalis (night parrot), 1620 nucleotides. It is a transcript of the gene CIMIP2A, whose product is annotated as ciliary microtubule inner protein 2A. Bases 594 to 1550 code for a protein of 318 amino acids. The transcript has 7 exons. The record is from RefSeq and is a predicted model, not a curated record. NCBI's taxonomy places the organism in Eukaryota, Metazoa, Chordata, Aves, Psittaciformes, Psittacidae. Gene Ontology annotation, cellular component: nucleus.
GAAGCAGCCUCACUGCUGCUACUGGAGUUGGUGAAAGGAUGCUGGUGCUCAGGGCUCUGUGGGCCGUGAUGUGCUGGCCAUGGCGGCUGCUCAGUGCAGGAGGCCCCAUGUCCUGUGCCUGCCUUCAGCUGGAGGGGGUGAACCCCACCACACACAGGACACAGUCACCUGUGUGGUGUUGGGAAUGGCAGCAACCCUUGUGUGUGUGAAGCAAAGGGCUGCAUCCUCACGCAGCCAGACCAGGAGGCACUGAGGGAGAGGAGGGCUGAGCCUUCCCCUAUAGCACGGGGAAUCCCUGAGCCUCUGCUGCACUAGUGACUGGGGCUCUCCAGAGCUGUGCUGGGGCUGCUGGUGGGGAACAUCUGGCACAGCUGUCCCAGGGGUACCAGCCUUGGGGGGGGGGGCUGACAAGUGCUGUGACAUCUCCCUGCUCAUCCAGGGCUUCCAGAUGGGGGGAAACAAAGGACGUGUCCAGGCAAACCUGAGGAGCUGGGAGCGACACAACACAGCUCCUGGUGCAUCACAGAGGUUUCCCAGGCGACUGCAUCGUGCUGCAUCUCCUUCCUCCCACCAGCCAGAGCUGCUGCAUUGCCAUGGCAGCCUCCAAGGAAAAGAGCAUCUUCCCUUCCCAUCCCUACCAUAUCCCUGGCUACGAGGGCUUCGUCCCUCAGUACCGGUUCCAGUUCGGAGAGACCUUUGGCAGGGCCACGCACCGGCUGCUGACCGACCCCACCGCUGCCCGCAGCCCCCGCGCUCUGCUGGCACCGCUGCAGAAGCCGGAGUUCAUGGAGGACUUUAGCGGGGCCAAGCAUGGAGGCCAGGACCACCCCCCCGGGCACCCAGGGUGCUUCCCCUAUGAGAGACCUGGGGCUGCAGCGACCUUCCCUGACCCACUCCUUCAGGCCGGGCUGCCCCCGCUGCAGCCGGAGCUGUCCGAGGAAGAGCUGACCAUGGUGCAGACGGACCCUGAGCCCCGGGACCCCUCCAGCGAGUAUGUCCCGAGGACACAAGUGGUUCGGGACUCCCCCCGCAGUGUUCCACACUGUCCUGCGUCCGAAGGGAGACAGUGGCUGACGAGAAGGGGCAGACCCGGCCAGCGCGGCGGUGCCUGGGCAGGAAGCGCACCAGGGCAGGUGACAUUGCCACCGCUGACCCAGGGGCCCGGGAGAACCAGCGGGGCCGAGGAGGAGGAGAUUUGGUUGCCAGAAACGGAUCUACCAAAGGUGAUCCAGCAGAAAGUCAUCACAGGGUACGCUGGAUUCAUCCCCCGCCUCUCCUGGUUUCAUGGUGUGAACUACAUCCGGAGUGUGAAGGAAGCAAUGAAGGAAUUUGACCAACACCAGUUUAUGCUGAGAAACCCAUGUUACAGCUUUGGCAAGAGAUAUCCCCAGAAUUACUGGCCUACCAACAGAAUUUACACCAGUGCUGGACUGAUACCUUCCUACAUGGGCUUUGUACCAGAGCUCCAGAACAUGUACGCACUGACUUACGGAAACAGCACCCGAAAAGCUUACCAAAAGGAAAAAGAGAGACGAGCUCGUGCACUGUGAAAAAUGCUUUAAUGGUGCCUGUACAGCAGUUGAAGUGACUUUUGAGACAUAAAGAGGAACACAACACAGA